Paraphaeosphaeria sporulosa is the source of this 2797-nucleotide messenger RNA. RefSeq names its product potassium transporter. Gene Ontology annotation, molecular function: potassium ion transmembrane transporter activity. The record is from RefSeq and is a predicted model, not a curated record. Gene Ontology annotation, biological process: potassium ion transmembrane transport. Gene Ontology annotation, cellular component: membrane. NCBI's taxonomy places the organism in Eukaryota, Fungi, Ascomycota, Dothideomycetes, Pleosporales, Didymosphaeriaceae. The transcript has 7 exons. Bases 194 to 2623 code for a protein of 809 amino acids.
CAACCAAAUCAACCAAUGGAUAAGCAUCGUGCCUAGCCCACCAACCGGGAACUACCCCAGGCGGCUCAAGCUUGUUUACUGCUUGAUAUCGCGUACUGGAUUUGCAAGCGCGUCAAGAUAACGCUUUGGUAUAAAGCGAAACGUCGGAUAGAAAACCAACUCUUGGACAGCCCAGAAUUUACCGCCGCCCAUCAUGGAUACGACCAUCCAAUUCGCAGGCGAUCCGCGACCACGGCGACAAGACCGCGAGCUCGAUGUCGGCGGUGUGGUGCCGCUUCGCGUGAGGUCACGUUCACUGGGACGAAAAAGCUCCUUCGAGAUUUUCAAAGAAGGAGCUGUAGAAGCUGCCGAAGAUGAAGAUGCUGGUCUGCGGAAUGCGAGCGACUACAAGCGACGACAAGCGUUCAGCUUCUCUCAGGUGCUCAUGCUCGCUUACCAGUCGAUUGGUGUAAUUUAUGGCGACAUUGGGACUUCACCUCUCUAUGUGUUCUCCGGUACCUUUACAGAAGCACCGAAUAGGGCAAACCUGCUUGGUGCGCUGUCGCUCAUCCUCUGGUCCUUGACUCUUAUGGUCACUGUAAAAUACGUUCUCGUCAUUAUUCGUGCCGACAACGAUGGCGAAGGAGGAACAUUCUCAACGUAUUCAUUGCUGUCACGCUACGCAAACAUCGCCAACCGCGACCCACGCGAAGCUACCAUGAUCCGUAUGGAACGUUUCAGGACCAACGAGCUCAGCAAAUCCCAAAAGUCCUUCCGCGCGACGAUCGAGAGAACCAAGUUCUUCCGCCGGCUACUAAAGACAAUCGGCGUUUUCGCAGUGUCCAUGGUCAUGGCGGAUGGAGUCCUGACCCCCGCGCAGUCUGUACUGGGCGCCGUGCAGGGUCUGAAUGUAGUCAAGCCAGACAUCGACAAGUCUACUAUCGUUGGCGUAACUUGCGCUAUUCUGAUCUUGUUGUUCGUUCUACAACCUCUUGGGAUCUCUAGGCUCACGAUUGUAUUCUCACCGAUCGUCAUGAUCUGGCUUGCGUUCAACGCUGGGUUUGGAAUCUACAAUUUGGCAAAGCACGACUAUACUAUUCUGAAAGCCUUCAACCCGUACUACGCCUUCGAAUACCUCGCUCGGAACAGAUACGAGGGGUGGAGGAGUUUGGGUGGCAUACUCCUUUGCUUUACUGGUGUUGAGGCUCUCUUCGCCGACAUUGGAGCUUUCAGUCGUCAAGCGGUACAGAUCAGCUGGCUUGGAUACGCUUACCCGUGUCUACUGCUCGCAUACUCCGGUCAAGCCGCGUUCAUAAGCGAGAACCCCGACGCAUACUCGAAUCCCUUCUACAACUGCGUGCCCAACGGUUGGCUCUACCCUUCUCUUGUCAUCGCGAUAUUGGCUGCAAUCGUUGCUUCUCAGGCUAUGAUCACCGCCACAUUCCAGCUCCUUGCGCAAAUCAUGAAACUAUCGUAUUUCCCUCAGAUCAAAGUCGUCCACACUUCGACAAAAUAUCACGGACAGCUUUAUGUGCCUGCAGUCAACUGGCUCUUGAUGAUUGGAACCGUAAUCGUCGCCGCCGUCUACAACAACACUACGUCUUUGGGCAACGCUUACGGGGUAUGCGUUAUGUUUGUCACCUUCUUCGACACCUGCAUGGUCACGUUGGUCGCGAUUCUUGUCUGGCGCAUCAACCCUUACUUUGUGUUUCUGCCGUGGCUUACUAUCGCAAGCAUGGAUGGUGCAUUCUUGUCUUCAGCGCUCACUAAAGUGCCAGAUGGUGCUUGGUUCACCAUCCUGCUCUCCAUCCUGAUCGCCAGCAUCUUCAUCCUGUGGCGUUUUGGCAAAGAGCAGCAAUGGUUUGCUGAAGCCGAAGACCGCUUUCCGACAACACAUUUCGUCAAUACUUUCGAUGAUGGGCGCAUUCAACUGACUGAGAAAUUUGGUGGCAAGACAGUUAGUUCUAUUGAGGGUUUUGGUAUCUAUUUCGACAAAGCUGGGGAGACAACCCCUAUCGUGUUCAGCCAAUUUAUUCGCAAACUUGUCACCGCACCGGAGGUCAUUGUCUUCUUCCAUCUUCGCCCCCUCGAAGUACCAUCAGUAGCCUACGAAGACCGUUAUCACGUGUCUCGUCUCGCUAUUCCCAACUGUUACCGCCUGGUAGUCCGACACGGCUACAUGGACGAGGUUAUCACGCCAGAUCUAGCUUCACUCAUCUUCGAGAAGGUGCGUAAUCAUAUUGUCAGCCGUGCUCUUGAUCGCGAAGGCGAGGGAAGGUCGGCUUCCGGAACCGAUACAAACAGCCCGGCCGAUGUUACCAAGGUCAAUGCGAAGACCCCAGUAUCUGAGAAAGAAACCUCGGCGCCCUCGUCCUCCGAAGCCAACGCUCGACCUGCAGCUACGCCCGCAACGAGCGUCUCAAGCACGACCUCCCGCCUUACUGCUCUGGAACGCGCGUUCAAUCAUGAAGUUCUCUACAUAAUUGGAAAGGAACAGAUGAAGGUCAAGCCAGGGACAAACUUAUUCCGCAAGGCCUUACUACGUGCUUUCUUGUUCAUCCGAGAGAACACGCGCACCAAGAUCGCUAGCUUGGACGUGGACCGCGACCGUGUCAUUGAGGUCGGUUUCGUCAAAGACGUAUGACACUAUAGGAUCGCUCUAGGUUAUUACUGGGCCUCUGAGUGUCUCCUUCCUAUUUUAGAACAUUUGAUACCUUCUGGGAUGUAUUCUCAUUCAUCGUCGUCUCUCGGGCAUGACAUUUUAGUAUACAGUACGAAUGAAAGAUGCAGAGUGCCUCUGCACAAUGUCUUUGACGUC